Messenger RNA from Salvia miltiorrhiza (redroot sage), 2464 nucleotides. Its product is annotated as protein CNGC15b-like. Gene Ontology annotation, molecular function: voltage-gated potassium channel activity. Gene Ontology annotation, biological process: potassium ion transport; transmembrane transport. Gene Ontology annotation, cellular component: membrane. The record is from RefSeq and is a predicted model, not a curated record. Lineage: Eukaryota; Viridiplantae; Streptophyta; Magnoliopsida; Lamiales; Lamiaceae.
UUAACUAUAGGAGUUUAAAAGUUUAUUUUACCAAAUACUUUUCAGGAAGGGAAGGGAUUGCAGAAAAGAUAUAGCAUGGAUAGCUACUUCACGAAGAAAGUUUGUGACUAAGCUAUAAGGACUGGAAUUUUUCGUGCUGACUGCUAAAACAGAGGAUUCCUUGUCUUGAUUGUAUAUGUGAAACUGGACCCUAAAAUAACAAAACUCAGAUGUUCUUGCUACAGAUACUUAUAUAGUCAAAUGAAUUAAGUCAGCUACAAAUAAUUUGAUACAAAAUCCUCAGCUACCCCUUCGUCUCGUUGUCCUUUCAAGUAUGCCUGAUUUUGUUUUACUUGUUAUAUUCUCAUCGACUAUAGUCUAUAAAUGCACGAGAUGCUAUAUCUUGAGAUAAGUAUACAAGUUAUUCUUGGUUUGCUUGAACCAUGAGACAUUUGACAAGCGCGAGAUUUGAGGAAACGGCAAAGUCAUCUCCCAGCAAGAAGAAACUUUCGAGAGUAUUCUCUGAGGACUACGAGAUAGUGCAGAAGAAGAUAUUUGAUCCACGAGGAUCUUUUCUGAGCACGUGGAAUAAAUAUUUCCUAAUCUCAUGUCUGAUUUCCCUCUUCGUGGACCCCCUCUUCUUCUAUUUACCCAACGUUGAGCAAGAAGCGUGCAUGCAGUCCUCCGUCCCCCUCGAGAUAGCUCUCACGCUCACUCGUUGCAUCGUCGAUGCAUCUUAUGUGAUUCACAUCUUUGUCCGGUUCAGGACGGCCUACACUGCCCCUUCCUCUCGCAUAUUUGGGAGGGGGGAGCUGGUUAUCGACUCCUCCAAGAUUGCUUCGCGAUAUCUUCGUACACACUUUUGGUUUGAUCUGUUAGCCGCUCUGCCUCUUCCGCAGCUGCUGAUAUGGGUUGUGAUCCCAUGUCUGAGAGGUUCAAAUGUGAUCGGGGCGAAACACGGGCUCCGCGUCACCAUCAUAUUUCAAUUCCUCUUGAGGUUAUAUCUUGUCUUCCCGCUCUCGUCCAAGAUCAUCACCACCGCUGGGGUGGUGGUGGAAGCAGCGUGGGCCGGUGCAGCUUUCAAUCUCAUGCUCUUUAUGCUCGCCAGUCAUGUGAUCGGUUCCCUUUGGUACCUGCUGUCGAUCGAGAGGCAAGAAAUGUGUUGGAAGAGUGUUUGCGACGCUCACCCUAACUGCCACUACUUGUAUUUCGACUGCAAGACCGCCGGAGAUUCCGACAGAAGAUCUUGGUUUGCAUCCAGCAAUAUUACGGCAAUGUGCGGAGCAGGUACUCAAUUCUAUGAUUUUGGGAUCUACAGAGACGCGCUGACUCACGGAGUUGCCAACUCCAGCUUCCCUAAUAAAUACUCCUACUGUUUCUGGUGGGGACUGCGGAAUCUAAGCUCUCUUGGACAGAAUCUACUUACAACUAGUUAUAUCGGAGAAAUCAAUUUCGCCAUAGCCAUUGCAAUCCUGGGAUUGGUGCUUUUCGCGUUGCUCAUAGGCAAUAUGCAAGCAUACCUCCAAUCUUCAACGGCACGGUUGGAGGAGUGGAGGGUUAAAAGGAUCGACACCGAAAAAUGGAUGCGACACCGGCAACUCCCUGACGACAUGAAGCAGAGGGUGCGCACUUACGACCUGUAUAGAUGGGUUACGACGCGAGGAGUUGACGAGGAAGCUAUUCUGAAGAGCCUGCCUCUGGAUCUCCGGCGAGACAUCAAGCACCAUCUCUGCCUCGACCUGGUUCGCCGAGUUGCCCUUUUCGAGGAGGUGGACGAGCUGAGCCUGGACGCCAUCUGCGAGAGGCUGAAGCCCGUGCUGUGCACCCCAGGGACGUGCCUGGUCCGCGAGGGCGACCCCGUGGUGGAGAUGCUCUUCAUCCUCCGCGGCCGCCUCCACUCCUCCACCACCAACGGGGGCAGGACCGGUUUCUUCAACUCUACCCAGUUAGGAUCGGGGGAGUUCUGCGGGGAGGAGCUGCUCAGCUGGGGGCUCUACCGCCGCCCCACCCUCCUCCUCCCCACCUCCACGCGGACCGUCACGGCCAUCACGGAGGUCGAGGCCUUCGCCCUCGGGGCGGAGGACGUCAAGUUCGUGACGUCGCAGUUCAGGAAGCUGCACAGCAAGCAGCUCAAGCAUAAGUUCAGGUUCCACUCGCAGCAGUGGCGGACGUGGGCCGCCUGCUUCAUCCAGGCUGCCUGGUUCAGCUACAAGAGGAGGAAGGACGCCGCCGCCCUCAAGGCCAGGGAGAGCUUCGCCGGAUUAAUGGGUAAGGACCGCUGCAGCUCCUUGCCGGCCAAAGCGUCCGCCUUCUCCGUCUAUGCUUCCUGCAUUCGGAGCCUCAGGAACGCGUCGCACUCGUCCUUGAUGGACAAACCUGCUGAGCCUGAUUUUUCCACUCAUGAUACUCAAACAUAGCUUUUCUACACCUACCACUUAUGCAUUUGUUAAUAUUUCCAAUAAAAUUUCAGAAUAUUUUCUACCUA